AUGAAGAGGAUGUUAGCAUCUAGCUCACCAGCCAUGGUGCUACUGUUUAUGGUCUUUGCUGUGCUUGUCAUGUUGCCGGAGGCCUCCGCGAAACGGUGGUUAGUAGGAGACAACAUGGGUUGGAACUCUAAUGUCAAUUACAGUAUUUGGGUGAAGGGAAAGCAUUUCUACAAUGGUGACUGGCUAUUUUUUGUGUACGAUAGGAACCAGAUAGAUGUACUAGAGGUGAACAAGAAAGACUAUGAAAAAUGCAAUUCUGAUCACCCUCUUCACAAUUGGACCACCGGUGCCGGAAGAGAUGAUGUUCCAUUAAACGUGACUCGAAACUACUACUUCAUCAGUGGCAAAGGAGGGUUCUGCUUUAAAGGCAUGAAGGUAGCUAUCCAUGUUGAGAACCUGCCAACUCCACCAAAGGAGGAUGACUCACAAAUGGCUGAUGCACCAACAUUACCCCCAGCAAUAGCUGAAGCACCAACACUGGCACAGCCCCCGGUAGAGAUCAGAGCACCAGCAUCAGCAUUACCCCCAACAAUAGCCAAGGCAACAAGUCCGCCACAGCCCCCAGCAGAGACUGGAGCACCAACAUUUUCCCCAGAAAGGGGUGGAGCACCAACAUUGUCCUCAAGAACCCAGGUUCUUCUCAUGGCUGUUGUCUUUGCCAUUGGGGCAACUUGGGAUACAUUCAUUCAUUUCUGUUAGAAAUAAAAUAAGUUGUCUUUCAUAAUGGUAAUUUUUGGCUUUCACGGGGAUAAUGGUUGUUGACCUCAAAAUAAAUGGUUCAUUAGUUGUUUCAUUGCUGAAAAUAUAU
This is a messenger RNA of Arachis stenosperma, 808 nucleotides long. RefSeq names its product early nodulin-like protein 19. The record is from RefSeq and is a predicted model, not a curated record. Bases 1 to 699 code for a protein of 232 amino acids. Lineage: Eukaryota; Viridiplantae; Streptophyta; Magnoliopsida; Fabales; Fabaceae. The transcript has 2 exons. Gene Ontology annotation, molecular function: electron transfer activity. Gene Ontology annotation, cellular component: plasma membrane.